GCUGGGUGGGGCCUUUUGUUCUGUCUGAGGGGAGAAAGAGGAGCGGCGGCCGCCAGCCUCGCCCAGCCCAGACGGGGCCGUCAUGUCGUACAUUCCGGGGCAGCCGGUCACGGCCGUGGUGCAAAGAGUCGAAAUCCACAAGCUCCGCCAAGGGGAGAACCUAAUUCUGGGCUUCAGCAUUGGAGGUGGCAUCGACCAGGACCCCACCCAGAACCCCUUCUCGGAGGACAAAACUGACAAGGGCAUUUAUGUCACAAGAGUGACGGAAGGUGGCCCAGCAGAAAUUGCCGGCCUUCAGGUGGGAGACAAAAUAAUGCAGGUGAACGGGUGGGACAUGACGAUGGUGACCCACGACCAGGCCCGGAAGAGGCUGACCAAGCGGAACGAGGAAGUGGUCCGGCUCCUGGUGACCAGACACUCACUACAGAAGGCCGUGCAGCAGUCCAUGAUGUCCUAACUGCGCUGUCGGGCUGGGAUGAAGGAGAAUCUGGAACGGGGGCCGGGAAGGACAUCGAUCACAGUUCACCAGUGGACCACAGGCAGAUCCUUUUGGUGGACGCCAGUGACUGGCUGCCAAAAAACCCCUCUGCGAAUGUGGCAGUGCCUACACCAUUUCUGUAGCUGCACGUGCACAAAAGUGCUAUGGGCGUUGUCACACUGUCUCCGAGGAGGGUUUUUUUGGUGGCACAGUUCUCCAGGCCCACCCCUGAACUGUAGUGGGCAUCCAAUCCAGACACUCCCCAGGAAAGCGAAGCCAACCCAAGGUGUAGAGGGCAUCUUCGCUUGAGGUUCAGCCUUGAGGAUAGAAUCAACCUUGAGUGCUGCUUUUUGCCAAAGGCCUGAGUGAAAGGGGUGGCAAAGUCCCUGGGGGUGUUCUGCUAAUGAAUUCUGCCUGGACUCCCAUCUUCCGGGAGUGACAAAAGCCGUCAGCGCAUUGCAAAUGGGGAGGGGCAAGGCCCGGGUUGCCAAGCACUGGGUGGAGAAAUACCUGGAGAGAGUUUGAGGAGGGAUCAGGCCUCAGCUGGGUUACACUUCCCACCCUCCAGAGCAGCCCUUUUCUCCUGGGGGAACCGAUCUUGGUCAUCUGAAGAUAAAUUUGUCAUCGCAGGAGAUCUCCAGAUGCCACCUGGAGCUUGGCAACCCCACGCAAGGCUCGGGUAUUCGUAGUUGUUUGGCGGCUUUCCUCCUGGGGUGUGGGAAGGAUCUGUGACUUAAACACCAAAUGCUCUUAACCUGUUUGUAAAGGCGGCCAAAGCACAUUUCUUACAUUUGUUCGAAAAGGCAUUGCUGUAAAUAACCAUUUUGAUACCUUUGCAUCCUAGUUUCUAGUAUCCUUGUUUUGGGAACUCAAGUGCAGUCUAGCACAGACAGCGUUCGGUACUGCCGUGAAGAUUUCUGUUGCCCAGAUCAAGCCAAAACCACCUGUGGUGCCAAACUCCCGUGGGACCUCCCUUGCGGCCUGCGUCAGACACUAAUAGCCCCGCAGCCAAGGGGUCCCCAUCCUGGAAAGUUUCCUGUUGUGCUUCAAUGGGUACCCGAUGCUGCAACCUGGAAGGCAACCACUCCUCUGACCAACGAGUGGCUGAAUGUACAGGCGUUAUGAGCUCCUCCCACAGCUUCUCCGCCACUGUUUGGCAAACUCUUCAGUGUUAAGGGACAGCUGUGUGAUUAGAGCCUUAAGCCUUUUUUUUGUUGGGGGGGGUUGUCCUAAAUCAUGCUUUGAAAAGAGAAGGCUGCCCUUGGUGAGACCCCUGAUGUAUCCUGGUUCUUUUGCACGGCAGGGGAUGACCCUGGUACUGCAGUCCCCCCUCGCAGGCAAAUCGUCGUGUUGGGCUCUUUUCGGUCCUUCCAGAGUUGUCCUCCGGUUUCUCUUUCCUUCUUUGCAAUUGUCUGUCAGACUGUGGGUUUUUUUCUUCCAAACGCACUGUAAAUAAUUCUCCUGUGGAAGUUUCACUAACUUAUUUCAGUAUAUUACUGCUACCCCCACUGACUUGCUGAUUUUACCUGAGUCAUAUUAACUCAGGCCUGGGACUGGAGAAGAAGGUGCCCGUCUUCGCCACUCGUUGCCUCCCGUACUGUGUUUUGUUCGGGGUCUUUUUAUAACUUGAGCUGCUGUAAGCCCCCUGGUGGCUUAGGGGCAUCAGCAAGCCCACAGCAGGCCUGGUUUCUUGGGGUGGGGGGUGGCAUUUUGUUGGCUACGCUGCUGCCCUACCUGAUUUUGCAUACAAUAAAACUCA
Molecule: messenger RNA, 2237 nt
Organism: Gekko japonicus
Lineage: Eukaryota; Metazoa; Chordata; Lepidosauria; Squamata; Gekkonidae
Gene: TAX1BP3
Product: Tax1 (human T-cell leukemia virus type I) binding protein 3
Exons: 4
Coding region: 83-457 (124 amino acids)
Biological process (GO): neurotransmitter receptor transport postsynaptic membrane to endosome; neurotransmitter receptor transport, endosome to postsynaptic membrane
Cellular component (GO): adherens junction; postsynaptic membrane; postsynaptic density
Molecular function (GO): protein binding
Source: RefSeq, a predicted model, not a curated record